AUGAGCUGCCUCGGCAAAAAGAUGAAACGUGAUGGGCCCACCGCCAGCAUCUACAUGACCCAUGCAAAAUUUUGCAAGCGGUCUCGAGUCCGUCUGCCAAUUCUAGAAUGCACACCUGAUCUGGAUAUGGGGAUGGUCGAAGAAUGCCACGGCCCAGAGUACGAGUGGCACCAGCUCUUCCUUGGACCGGGCGAUUGUGGACAUGCAGCUGUGUCACGUCCCCGGACCUAUGUGAUCGGCUGCCGAACGCAGGAUUGCCAGGCAAUCCAUGAUGUCGCCGAGCUAGCCGACAGAAUCACGGAGCAGUUGCGCUGGACCGAGACCGUUGUCUCAGACUACCUGCUCGCUACGCCGACAGAAGUGGCUUUGGAAGCACAUGCUUUAGCUCGGAAGAGACAGGUGCACUAUGAACAAACGGAUGACUUGCACUAUUUGCUCAGUGAGAACGAGAAAAAGAGACUGGCGAG
Molecule: messenger RNA, 467 nt
Organism: Symbiodinium necroappetens
Lineage: Eukaryota; Dinophyceae; Suessiales; Symbiodiniaceae
Source: the annotation of a GenBank genome assembly